CCGGGGAGUGGCGCAUGCGCGGCCGUCCUGCGAGCCCGCUGAGGCGAGCCGAACCGCGGCGGCGCUGGGAGCCCAGCAGCAGAGCUGUGAGGGACCGAACAGCGGCGCGGGAGCAGCGGCGACGGACAGGUGGAGAGCCCUCGGCCGCGCCGCCGGGAACUGCUGGGCCGCCCGCGGAGCCUCGCGGUCCGGACGUGGCGGCGGCGGCGGCAUCCCGGACGGCCUGUGAAGGAUGCGCCGCCCACUGCCCCGCGCCGCCUGACCGCCCCCGCUUCGGCUUGCGGUGCGCCACAGCCGGGCCCGCGGCCGUCCCCGCCGCGUUGUUGCCCGGCUGCCGCGCCCGCGGGGCCGCGCCCGGCCCGGCCAUGUGGACCCCCACGGAGGAGGAGAAAUACGGCGUAGUGAUAUGCAGCUUUCGAGGAUCUGUCCCUCAAGGGUUGGUCUUAGAAAUAGGAGAAACAGUCCAGAUUCUUGAAAAAUGUGAAGGUUGGUACAGAGGAGUUUCAACAAAGAAGCCAAAUGUAAAGGGGAUCUUUCCUGCAAAUUACAUUCACUUGAAAAAGGCAAUUGUCAGUAAUAGGGGGCAGUAUGAAACUGUGGUUCCACUUGAAGAUUCUAUUGUGACUGAGGUUACAGCAACUCUACAAGAAUGGGCCAGUCUGUGGAAACAACUCUAUGUGAAACACAAAGUAGAUCUUUUCUACAAGCUACGCCAUGUGAUGAAUGAACUUAUUGACCUUCGAAGGCAGCUACUGUCUGGUCACCUUACUCAGGAUCAGGUGCGGGAGGUUAAGCGGCAUAUCACCGUGCGCCUGGACUGGGGUAAUGAACAUUUGGGCCUGGACUUGGUGCCUCGAAAGGACUUUGAAGUAGUGGAUUCAGACCAGAUUAGUGUCUCAGAUCUCUAUAAAAUGCACUUAUCUAGCCGGCAGAGUGUCCAGCAAAGCACAUCCCAGGUAGAUACAAUGCGCCCACGUCAUGGGGAAACCUGUCGGAUGCCAGUGCCACACCACUUCUUCCUCAGCCUGAAGAGUUUCACCUACAAUACUAUUGGGGAAGACACUGAUGUCUUCUUUUCCUUAUAUGAUAUGAGAGAAGGCAAGCAGAUCAGUGAGCGGUUUCUGGUGAGACUGAACAAGAAUGGUGGGCCAAGGAAUCCAGAGAAGAUAGAACGAAUGUGUGCCCUUUUUACAGAUCUGAGCAGCAAAGAUAUGAAGAGAGAUUUAUAUAUAGUUGCCCAUGUGAUACGAAUAGGCCGGAUGCUCCUGAAUGACUCGAAGAAGGGCCCUGCUCACCUACACUACCGGCGACCAUAUGGUUGCGCUGUCCUGAGCAUCCUGGAUGUUCUGCAGUCGCUCACAGAAUUAAAGGAAGAAAAGGAUUUUGUUCUUAAGGUUUACACGUGCAACAACGAGAGUGAGUGGUCCCAGAUCCAUGAGAACAUCAUCCGCAAGUCCAGCGCCAAGUAUUCUGCCCCCAGCGCCAGCCACGGUCUUAUCAUUUCUCUGCAGCUUCUUCGUGGAGACAUGGAACAGAUUAGGAGAGAAAACCCCAUGAUAUUUGGUAGGGGGUUGGCAAUUACAAGAAAAUUGGGAUUUCCUGAUGUCAUCAUGCCAGGCGAUAUCCGCAAUGACCUGUACCUAACCUUGGAGAAGGGGGAUUUCGAGAGAGGGGGAAAGAGUGUACAAAAGAAUAUUGAAGUGACCAUGUAUGUGCUUUAUGCAGAUGGAGAAAUACUGAAGGAUUGCAUAAGCUUGGGUUCAGGAGAGCCAAACAGGAGCUCCUACCACUCCUUUGUCCUCUACCACAGUAAUAGUCCUCGGUGGGGAGAGAUUAUCAAAUUGCCCAUCCCCAUCGACCGGUUCCGGGGCUCCCACCUGCGCUUCGAGUUCAGACAUUGUUCCACAAAGGACAAAGGGGAAAAGAAACUCUUUGGCUUUGCAUUCUCACCCCUGAUGCGGGAUGAUGGCACCACUCUCUCAGAUGACAUCCAUGAGCUCUACGUGUACAAGUGCGAUGAGAAUAGCACGUUUAACAACCAUGCUCUGUACCUGGGCUUGCCCUGCUGCAAAGAGGACUACAAUGGCUGCCCCAACAUCCCCUCCAGCCUCAUCUUCCAGCGCAGCACCAAAGAGUCUUUCUUCAUCUCCACACAGCUCUCCUCCACCAAACUCACCCAGAAUGUGGACCUCCUGGCUCUCCUGAAAUGGAAGGCUUUUCCAGACCGGAUCAUGGACAUCCUAGGGCGGCUGCGGCAUGUCAGUGGGGAAGAAAUUGUUAAGUUUCUGCAAGACAUCUUAGAUACACUCUUUGUGAUUUUGGAUGAUAAUACAGAGAAAUAUGGCCUGUUGGUGUUUCAGUCCUUGGUAUUCAUCAUCAACCUGCUCAGAGACAUCAAGUAUUUCCACUUCCGGCCUGUAAUGGACACAUACAUCCAGAAACACUUUGCUGGAGCCCUGGCAUACAAGGAGCUCAUCCGCUGUUUGAAGUGGUACAUGGACUGCUCAGCAGAACUGAUUCGACAGGACCACAUUCAGGAAGCCAUGCGGGCCUUGGAGUACCUUUUCAAGUUUAUUGUGCAAUCCAGGAUCCUGUAUUCCCGAGCCACCUGCGGGAUGGAAGAGGAACAGUUCCGGUCCAGCAUCCAAGAACUUUUCCAGUCCAUCCGGUUUGUGCUCAGUCUGGACAGCAGAAACUCAGAAACACUCCUUUUCACUCAGGCUGCACUCCUUAAUUCCUUCCCAACUAUCUUUGACGAGCUGCUGCAAAUGUUCACCGUGCAGGAGGUGGCAGAGUUUGUAAGAGGGACUCUGGGGAGCAUGCCCAGUACAGUGCACAUUGGGCAGUCAAUGGAUGUGGUGAAGCUCCAGUCGAUCGCCAGGACUGUGGAUAGCCGCCUGUUUUCUUUCUCAGAGUCCCGCCGCAUCCUGCUUCCUGUGGUUCUCCAUCAUAUUCACCUCCACCUGAGGCAGCAGAAAGAGCUGCUCAUCUGCUCAGGGAUUCUUGGCAGCAUCUUCUCCAUCGUCAAGACCAGCUCUCUGGAGGCAGAUGUCAUGGAGGAGGUAGAAAUGAUGGUGGAGAGCCUCUUGGAUGUGCUCUUGCAGACUCUGCUCACCAUCAUGAGCAAAUCGCAUGCUCAGGAGGCGGUAAGAGGGCAGCGGUGCCCGCAGUGCACAGCCGAGAUCACUGGUGAGUACGUGUCCUGCCUUCUCUCGCUGCUCCGCCAGAUGUGUGACACCCACUACCAGCACCUCCUGGACAACUUCCAGAGCAAAGAUGAACUCAAGGAAUUCCUGCUGAAGAUUUUCUGUGUGUUCCGGAACCUGAUGAAGAUGAGUGUCUUCCCUCGGGACUGGAUGGUGAUGAGACUUCUUACAAGCAAUAUUAUAGUCACUACUGUCCAGUACCUGUCUUCCGCACUGCACAAGAACUUCACAGAGACAGACUUCGAUUUUAAGGUGUGGAAUUCUUAUUUUAGCCUGGCAGUUCUGUUCAUAAAUCAGCCAAGCCUUCAGCUAGAAAUCAUCACUUCAGCCAAGAGGAAGAAGAUUCUAGAUAAGUAUGGGGACAUGCGUGUGAUGAUGGCUUAUGAACUGUUCAGCAUGUGGCAGAAUUUGGGUGAACAUAAGAUCCACUUUAUUCCUGGAAUGAUUGGUCCUUUUCUGGGUGUGACACUGGUCCCACAGCCAGAAGUGCGGAAUAUCAUGAUUCCCAUCUUUCAUGACAUGAUGGACUGGGAGCAGAGAAAAAAUGGCAACUUCAAACAGGUGGAGGCCGAGCUGAUUGACAAGCUGGACAGCAUGGUGUCAGAAGGAAAAGGCGACGAGAGCUACAGGGAGCUCUUCGGCCUGCUAACCCAGCUGUUUGGGCCCUACCCCAGCCUGCUGGAGAAGGUCGAACAGGAAACAUGGCGUGAAACCGGCAUUUCCUUUGUGACCUCAGUCACCCGCCUCAUGGAACGCCUUCUUGACUACAGGGACUGCAUGAAAGGAGAGGAAACAGAAAAUAAGAAGAUCGGCUGUACUGUUAACCUGAUGAAUUUUUACAAAUCUGAGAUCAACAAAGAAGAGAUGUAUAUCCGCUACAUCCACAAGCUCUGUGACAUGCACUUACAGGCUGAAAACUACACAGAGGCUGCAUUCACUCUGCUCCUCUACUGUGAGCUGCUACAGUGGGAGGAACGGCCGCUGCGGGAAUUUCUGCACUACCCGUCGCAGACCGAGUGGCAGCGGAAAGAAGGACUGUGCCGCAAAAUCAUCCACUACUUCAACAAAGGCAAGAGCUGGGAGUUCGGGAUCCCGUUGUGCAGGGAGCUGGCGUGUCAGUAUGAGAGCCUCUACGAUUAUCAGAGCCUCAGCUGGAUUCGGAAAAUGGAAGCCAGUUACUAUGACAACAUCAUGGAGCAGCAACGCCUGGAGCCUGAGUUCUUUCGGGUUGGCUUCUAUGGCAGGAAGUUUCCUUUCUUCCUUCGGAACAAAGAAUACGUGUGCCGUGGCCAUGACUACGAGAGGCUGGAGGCCUUCCAGCAGAGGAUGCUCAGCGAGUUCCCGCAGGCCGUUGCCAUGCAGCACCCAAACCACCCCGACGACGCCAUCCUGCAGUGUGAUGCCCAGUACUUGCAGAUCUACGCGGUGACGCCCAUUCCAGAUUACGUGGAUGUCCUGCAGAUGGAUAGGGUCCCGGAUCGCGUCAAGAGCUUCUACCGUGUCAACAAUGUGAGGAAGUUCCGGUAUGACAGGCCUUUUCACAAAGGCCCCAAGGACAAGGAGAACGAAUUCAAGAGCCUGUGGAUCGAGCGCACCACACUGACCCUCACCCACAGCUUGCCUGGCAUCUCUCGGUGGUUCGAAGUGGAGAGGAGGGAAUUGGUGGAGGUGAGCCCUCUGGAGAAUGCCAUCCAGGUGGUUGAGAAUAAGAACCAGGAGCUGCGGGCGCUGAUCAGCCAGUAUCAGCACAAACAGGUGCACGGCAACAUCAAUCUGCUCAGCAUGUGCCUGAACGGCGUCAUCGAUGCGGCUGUCAACGGGGGCAUCGCGCGCUACCAAGAGGCCUUCUUUGAUAAAGAUUAUAUCACCAAGCACCCAGGAGACGCAGAGAAGAUCACCCAGCUCAAGGAGCUCAUGCAGGAGCAGGUCCAUGUCCUUGGAGUUGGGCUGGCCGUUCAUGAGAAGUUUGUGCACCCAGAGAUGCGUCCUCUGCAUAAGAAGCUGAUUGACCAGUUCCAGAUGAUGCGGGCCAGCCUUUACCACGAGUUUCCGGGUUUGGACAAGCUCAGUCCCGCAUGUUCAGGCACCAGCACCCCACGGGGAAACGUCCUAGCAUCUCAUAGUCCCAUGAGCCCUGAGAGCAUCAAGAUGACCCACCGCCACAGCCCCAUGAACUUGAUGGGCACAGGCCGCCAUUCAUCAUCCUCUCUCUCCUCACACGCAUCUAGCGAAGCGGGAAAUGUGGUGAUGCUGGGGGACAGCUCCGUGGGCGAGGCUCCCGAGGACCUAUACCACCAUAUGCAGCUCGCGUAUCCCAACCCCAGGUACCAGGGCUCAGUCACCAACGUCUCUGUUCUGUCCUCGUCCCAGGCAAGCCCUUCUUCCUCCAGCCUGAGUUCCACUCACUCAGCACCAUCCCAGAUGAUUACCUCUGCCCCUUCCAGUGCCCGAGGCUCUCCCUCUCUGCCAGAUAAGUACCGCCACGCCCGGGAAAUGAUGUUGCUGCUGCCCACGCACCGGGACCGCCCGAGCAGCGCCAUGUAUCCGGCAGCCAUCCUGGAGAACGGACAGCUGCCAAAUUUCCAGCGGGCCCUGUUCCAGCAAGUGGUCGGAUCCUGCAAACCCUGCAGUGAUCCCAAUCUGUCUGUGGCUGAAAAAGCGGUGCCAGCAGCCCCCAGCAGCUGGAGCCUGGAUAGUGGAGCCCAAGAGGCCCAGCCCUUCCUGUCUGCCCACAUGGGGCACAUCCUGGCCCCCCCAGUGCCUCCCCGAAGCCUGCUGCAUGGUCAUUACUCCCUACACUUCGACGCCUUCCACCACCCCCUGGGUGACACCCCCCCGGCCCUGCCUGCCCGGACUCUGCGCAAGUCUCCUCUCCACCCUAUCCCGGCCUCCCCCACAAGCCCCCAGUCGGGUCUGGAUGGCAGCAACUCUACCCUGUCGGGCAGCGCCAGCAGCGGCGUGUCCUCCCUGAGCGAGAGUAACUUUGGGCACUCCUCGGAGGCCCCGCCUCGGACCGACACCAUGGACUCCAUGCCGAGCCAGGCCUGGAACGCCGACGAAGAUCUCGAGCCACCCUACCUCCCUGUCCACUACAGCCUCUCCGAGUCCGCAGUCCUGGACUCCAUCAAGGCCCAGCCAUGCCGAAGCCACUCAGCCCCCGGGUGCGUCGUCCCUCAGGACCCCAUGGACCCACCCGCGCUGCCACCCAAGCCCUACCACAGCCGCCUGCCAGCCCUGGAGCACGAAGAGGGCGUGCUGCUUCGCGAAGACGCUGACCGGCCCCGGGGCCUGCACCGCAAGGCCUCUCUGCCCCCUGGGAGCGCCAAGGAAGAGCAGGCCCGCCUGGCCUGGGAGCACAGCCGCGGGGAACAGUGAGGGGCAGGGAGGCGGCGGGGACACCGCCCGCGGUGAGCAGCUUGCCCAGCCACUCCAGGUCUGAGAAGCAAGUCCCCCCUACCCCAGGGAGCUGAGAGGCCCGGCACUCAGGAGAGAGCCACCCCGAGUCUACGUUCUACUGCCGUGAACUCGUGUGUUGCCAUGUACAGAGGCCACAGCAGCAUGAAGGGUUGUGGCUUCUCUUUUUAGUUCAUUUUCUACGUUUCCAUUUCUAUGGGUUUUCCUUUCUUUCCUUUGUGCAGUAGAUGCUUUCUUCCUCCUGCAGUUCCAGACCACGUGGAGCUAUACGGAGAUAUUGCACAGACAGAAUUGCUUUGCAGCUUUGCAGGGCCCGGGGGUCGGAGCCCAGGCCCUCCCUCCAGGGCAGAGAGGCACAGAAGAAUGGAAAUUGCACUAGGGACUUCUUCCGCUGCUGCAUGGACAGAAGAGCUCAUGGUUGUAUUCAGGGAUUGCAAGGACCACGUGGACUACAUGUCACAGGUGGACAAGGGAGCUACAAGCCGUUUUGCACAAAAGCCUACCCACCCGCCCACUCUUCCAUCCAGGAGUGUGCACCUGAGGGGCUGCUUGGGCCAACCUGCCAGCUCAGGCAUGUGAUCUGGCCUAAGGCACGCCCAGGGCACACUGCCAGGCUUCCGUGGGCCAGCCCUGCCUUCCACUCUACCUUGGAUUUUUCCCUCCAUCGCUUUUAUUUCUGACCAUUUGCUCACUUCCACUCUCAACACACCUCAUGCCCUGCAGGAGCCCCCCUGGCGAAUGGAUCUGCAAAGGUUAUCUCCCACCCUCUUGGGUUUGAGUGGGGGUAUGGAGCCAGAGGGACUAGGCACCUUCCUCCCCCGGGGUCCAGGAGGCCAAGUGUUGAGAGAAGAGCUGGCAUGGGAGUGAGGCUGGGGUGUGGCAGGGGCCGGAAAUCCUCUGAGCUUUCAGAAGUGGCCAGAAUGCCUGUCGUCCAGCUCCUGAAUCAGGGAUUUUCAGCACUACCUCUGAGCAGUGGGGCUGGCUGCCCAGCCAGGCUUCCAGCCCUGAGGACUCGCGGUCAGGUUCUGCAAGCUCCUGGGUAAAGAGGGUGGGAGGGAGCUCCCCCUUCUGGAAGCAGAGAGCCAAGCAGGUUGAAUUAUCCUCUUCCAGGUGGCCAAGUGCAGUUGUCUUCUCAGCCCCUGCCCCUUGUCCCUCGUGCCUCCCUCCCCCACCCCCAACAUACUCCAGGCCCACGGGGACCACCACUCAGGGUUCGGGGCGGGCAUGAGGCUACUUUCUCCAGCCUCCCCAGUCUGUUGGGCAGAGGGCAGUGGUGUCUUUAUAGGAAACUCUUUCAGGUCAGGGCAUUGAUUUUCCUCUUGGUUCAUUAUUUGGGGGGAUAGGGUGGGAUGGGGAUAGUAUCUUACCAGGGUGCUUCUAAGUUACUU
Messenger RNA from Mustela erminea (ermine), 8008 nucleotides. RefSeq names its product dedicator of cytokinesis 3 (gene DOCK3). The transcript has 54 exons. The record is from RefSeq and is a predicted model, not a curated record. Gene Ontology annotation, biological process: small GTPase-mediated signal transduction. Gene Ontology annotation, cellular component: plasma membrane; cytoplasm. Gene Ontology annotation, molecular function: guanyl-nucleotide exchange factor activity; GTPase activator activity; small GTPase binding. The coding region runs from base 15 to 6581 and encodes 2188 amino acids. NCBI's taxonomy places the organism in Eukaryota, Metazoa, Chordata, Mammalia, Carnivora, Mustelidae.